CUGAUGAUGAUUUAAUUGUCAUAUGUGGAGGGCAAGAUGGCGCUGCACAGCCUUUUCAAAUAUACAUUUCCUCGCUGGGGAAUGCACAGGCGAUGACAGCUGUAUUGGAUACACAGAAAUGGAUAUGGAAAAUUCCGGUCGCUUCACCCAACCAACCCUUUCCACGAUCUUUUGCUGCUGCAUUGCUCGUAAAUAAAUCACAGAUGGUAUUUGGCUUUGGUCUAAACUAUCAGACGAUAUAUGACGGCCUCUACGUAUUUGAUUCAAUACAAGGAAAAUGGCUAGGACAAGCUAUUGAUGAAGAGCCGGUACAUCGUACAGAGCAAAUGUGUGUUGCAUUUGUGAGCAUGAUGAUCGUUUUUGGCGUUGUCAGUGGGGUGCUACUUCUUUUGGGAUGCUACACGCUAGCAAGACUACGUUUUUCUUUCCGUUUCCGAAAUGUGGCAAAGCGAAUCAAAGUGUUACUUUGGAGUCCACGCGCUGGAGAACCCUUUUGGGCAGAAAUCACGCGGACACUUUGUGGAUUAUUAUUCUUUGCCAUAUUUACUGCGGUAGUAGUGAUAAUUGUACUCCAAAUUCGAAACAGUCCAAUUAUUGACGAGAAGUAUUACACACAUAAUAAGGACUACACCAUCGACGUCCCUGAUAUCCGCUUUUGUUUUGAUGGAUGGUCUCCCGGGGAAAGCCCAAUCGUUCACUGUUCCACUGAUUAUGGCACACCUUGCUCACAGUUUAUGGUCAACAUGACAACCAAUAUUGAAACAGGGCUAAACUACUACGGCGAUCCGCUCACAUGUUUCUUAUUUCGAGCACCACCGUCGGUCAACUUUCGGCUUGGACGGACAAGCGACCGUCAUGGCCAAGGCUCAUACCUAAAGUUCCAUUACUAUGGAGAGCCGCCUGAUAGCAAUGUGUCGCGAGUACAUGUUGCUUUUUAUCACAAGCUCCACGAUCCUAAUCUUCCCGUGUAUCACGUUCUGGAUGAUGAUCCGAAUUUUCAAUGGUACGGGCCCGAAGAGAACGCCGAGUUUCAGUCGACCGAGCAAGAGAAUUUAAGGACGAAAAAUGCAUACGACCUGGAAGCAGACAAGGUUACUAUCAGUAGCUAUGAGCUCAUUGAGCGACAAGAUAUAAAGACAGACAACGUAUGGAACUAUGCAGGGGUAGGCACCAUCCGACAAUCACAGUAUAAUAUAAAUUGCGGAGCCAUGACUGAGCCGGAUAACGCACGCUUUCUCAGUGAUCCCCAGCCUCUGGGAGCCUUGCAUGUCUUUCCUAAAGAUUAUCAAGUGACAGUGAUGCGUGAGCAGCGAGCAUUCACGCUUGUGAACGGCAUGGGAGUCGUUGGUGGUAUCUUCGGUCUGAUUAUUGGAUUACAGGCAUGCUUAUUUGGAUAUCGUCCAAGAUCUCCCUGGGGCGUUGUCCAUCGUUGGUCCAUAGGCCAGUUGCGUCGGUCAUUGCUGGACGGUUUAAAAAGGAAAUUUCCAGAAGCGGUCAAUGUGCCUAUCGUACAUCCAGUGCACCGUCGGUUUUCAAUUGCUGUCGCACGUUCACAUAAAAAUAAGAAGAUCGAGGACGACAACGACGAGCAUCUAAAAUUACCAAAGCGUUCAAACACAGAGCCGGCUAGUUGGCAAAAGAGUAAAAUGGAGCCCACAAUCCAUCAAAAGCAGUUCUUUGCGAGCGAUGAAUACGAAGAUGAAACAGCUGCCGGUAAUGAUAGCGAAGAAGACGAGGCAAGCCGUAUGGCAAAGUUAGAAGAGCGGUUGCACGUGUUUGAGCUACUGUUUCAGGCUUAUUAUAUAAAUGAUGAAGUAUUCCAGUCUCUAGCAUUUGCUCUCAAAUCCAUAAUACCAUCUGCCCCCGAGCCAUGAAUAGGCGUGAUCAGCAUCCCUUGGAUGCUCCAAGAUAAGCCGCUAUUCCGCCAUCGUUACUAUCUCCACCGUCAUUCUUCCUGUAAUAUACAACUUUCGAAACGAUCAACACUGUUGCUCAUUCUGUACACCACCCUAUCUACAUAUGUUUUACCUUCCCUACACAUCGUUUUUUCCUCAUCAGAUACAUUCAGUUUCCGUCUUUAAUCUCCUAACGAGUCUUAUAAUAAACUGUUACCUUUCUCAAAAAUUAUAAAAGUUUCUCGUGAAUAAAAAGACCAGUGCA
Zychaea mexicana is the source of this 2160-nucleotide messenger RNA. RefSeq lists its product as uncharacterized. The coding region runs from base 93 to 1874 and encodes 593 amino acids. Gene Ontology annotation, molecular function: protein binding. Lineage: Eukaryota; Fungi; Mucoromycota; Mucoromycetes; Mucorales; Lichtheimiaceae. The transcript is spliced from 5 exons. The record is from RefSeq and is a predicted model, not a curated record.